Messenger RNA from Salarias fasciatus (jewelled blenny), 2085 nucleotides. It is a transcript of the gene ca12, whose product is annotated as carbonic anhydrase XII. The transcript is spliced from 9 exons. Gene Ontology annotation, cellular component: plasma membrane. NCBI's taxonomy places the organism in Eukaryota, Metazoa, Chordata, Actinopteri, Blenniiformes, Blenniidae. Gene Ontology annotation, molecular function: zinc ion binding; carbonate dehydratase activity. Bases 1 to 1506 code for a protein of 501 amino acids. The record is from RefSeq and is a predicted model, not a curated record.
AUGCACCGUCCAGGCUUCGCUCCCAUCGUCCUGCUGCAGCUCAGCCUGCUCGGCGUCCUGCAAGGUGCCAAAUGGACAUACAGUGGACCAGAAGGAGAGCACCACUGGUCCAAGCAUUAUCCUUACUGCGGCGGUGCUUUCCAGUCUCCAAUAGACAUCAAGUCCGACCUGCUCAGGUUUGAUCCAACCUUGCGUCCGAUUGAGGUUCAUAACUACAACCUGUCGCCCAACGAGCAGCUCACCCUUGGAAAUAAUGGACACUCUGUGCAGAUUUCAUUACCCUCUAGGAUGCACAUGACCGGCCUGCCCAGCCGUUACACUGCAGCUCAGCUUCACUUCCACUGGGGCUCCUCCAGCCGGCCCGCAGGCUCCGAGCACACGGUCAACAGUCGGCAGUAUGCAGCAGAGAUGCAUGUAGUGCAUUACAAUUCAGACAAGUACCCAAACAUGUCGAUGGCUGUGGACAAAUCUGACGGGCUGGCAGUGCUGGGAGUCCUGAUUGAGGUUGGGGAGUUCAAUCCAGCGUAUGAGAAGUUUUUGAAAUUCAUCAAUGGCAUCAAAUACAGAGAUCAGAAAGUGCAGGUGCCGGGUUUCAACGUCAGAGCCCUGCUGCCGUCUCGGCUGGAUGAGUAUUAUCGCUACGACGGCUCCCUGACGACUCCUCCAUGCUACCCCAGCGUGCUGUGGACGCUGUUUAGGAAUCAUGUCACAAUUUCACGCAAACAGUUUCUCAGUUUAGCAACGGCGCUGUACUCCUCCCACGUUCAGGACUCGGCCCCGGUGCCACUGAAUGGCAACUACAGGAAACCACAGCUUGCCGACAGUCGCGUCGUCCUGGUAUCUUUUAAAGAAGGCAGAGGACUGCAUGGCACUCUUACAGUCACAUCCCCGUUCACGAGGAAGCAUAUCGUUCAGCAGCUGAUGGUGGGGGACCUAGCGGACCUGGCUGAUGAAGGGUUGUAUCAACUCCUGCCAAGUGGCUCGGAGACGCUUCAUGCUGGAAAGAAGAAAAACCUCAAGAACCAACAGAGUGAGACUCUGGCCAAAUCCCAGCAACAAAUGCUGAAUCCAUCCCUUUUGAAGAAAAGCCAGACCAACCGCUAUGUGGGAAAGCUGGGGCCGGCUGAAGACCCGCUGUGCUACGUUUCACUGGAACACAGCGUUUUCCAUCAGCUCAGACAGUCCCACACUGAAAAUCAGCUGGUCCGGUCUCUCAGAAACGCCGUUUUCCCUCAGCUCAACCUCAAGAGCUACUUGGACUGUCGGUCAGACUUGGCUCUGGCGACCGUCAGGCACAUUCUGCGAGGACGGCCAACGGAUGAGGCUGUCGAGUUGGAUCACUCGUUGACAAAAGCCCUGAUGAAACAGAGGAAGACGUCCACAUCAAUGAACCAAAAUGUUGCAAAGACAAACUAUGGUGCCCUCUCUCCCGCCACUGCUUCCAGGAAACUACACACCCAGGGCUAUCCACAUCCUUGGCUUUUGCCGAUGGAGUGGGAAGACUAGAGAGAUUCCCGACAUAGUUGAGACUCAUGUCGUCAGUUUGUGUAGCAGACAUCAGUCGUGUUUCCCCAGUGAAAGGCUGAUUUCCAAACUCUUUGCAACAUUCCUGUCAACAGUCUUUGCUUAAUAUACUUGAUAUUUAAAAAAAAAAGUUAUGUGCACAUAGUUAUGUUGUCCCACAAAUACUUUUGUAGGUUGUUUUGCUUUAAUAUUUAAUAAGUAUAUUUUAUUUAAGCUAUGUAUUCAGAUACAUAACCAGUCUUCAAUGCAUAAAAAAACAAAACAAAAAAAGAUUCAACGCACGUGUCUCAUGCGUAAGACUCUGUAUGCUUCAGGCCACAAGAAGUACCGAAAAUGACUGACAGACAUUUAUGGUGUCACACUGGAUGCCAAGUUCAGUUCUAUAGCAUGGUAAUUGUGGAGCUCAGCAAGUAAUUAUUGUCUAUCACAAUAUAGAGAUGCAGCUAAACCAAAAAGGAAUUCGCCAGAGCUUAAGCACUGUAUGCAGCAUCCCUGUUCUCUCCUACAGUUUAUGUUUCUUUUCCAUUUCACGUUUUCAACAAGUAAACAAACUAAUACUGU